This is a messenger RNA of Mesitornis unicolor (brown roatelo), 1071 nucleotides long. RefSeq names its product pinopsin-like. Gene Ontology annotation, cellular component: membrane; photoreceptor outer segment. Lineage: Eukaryota; Metazoa; Chordata; Aves; Mesitornithiformes; Mesitornithidae. The record is from RefSeq and is a predicted model, not a curated record. Gene Ontology annotation, biological process: phototransduction; G protein-coupled receptor signaling pathway; visual perception. The transcript has 5 exons. Gene Ontology annotation, molecular function: G protein-coupled receptor activity.
AUGCACUCCUCCAACAGCUCCCAGGAGCCCCAAAGUAACGGGACCCCGGGGCCUUUCGAUGGCCCCCAGUGGCCCCACCAGGCCCCGCGGGCCAUGUACCUGUUGGUGGCCGUGCUGAUGGGCAUCGUUGUGGUGUCUGCCUCGGUUGUGAACGGCCUGGUCAUCGUGGUGUCUGCCAGGCACAAGAAGCUCCGGUCGCCCCUCAACUACAUCCUGGUCAACCUGGCCGUGGCCAACCUGCUGGUGACGCUGUGCGGCAGCUCUGUCAGCUUCUCCAACAACAUCAACGGCUUCUUCGUGUUCGGCAGACAGCUGUGUGAGCUGGAGGGCUUCAUGGUCUCCCUGACAGGCAUCGUGGGGCUGUGGUCGCUGGCCAUCCUGGCCUUCGAGCGCUACGUUGUGGUCUGCAGACCCCUGGGCAAUUUUCGGUUCCAGCACCGGCACGCCCUCAGCGGCUGCGCCUUCACCUGGAGCUGGUCACUGCUCUGGACCACCCCACCGCUCCUGGGCUGGAGCAGCUACGUGCCUGAAGGUCUGAGAACCUCUUGCGGUCCCAACUGGUACAGCGGUGGCAGCAAUAACAACAGCUACAUCUUGGCCCUGUUUGUCACCUGCUUUGUGAUGCCCCUCAGCCUGAUCCUCUUCUCGUACACCAACCUGCUGAUGACCCUGCGAGCGCGGGGCAGCAGCAGGGAUCAGACACCGUAAUCAGACACGACACAGCAGGCGGAGCGGGAGGUGACGCGCAUGGUGAUCACGAUGGUGGUGGCCUUCCUCAUCUGCUGGCUGCCCUACACCACCUUUGCCCUGGUGGUGGCCACCAACAAGGACAUCACCAUCCAGCCCGCUCUCGCCUCCCUGCCCUCCUACUUCUCCAAGACAGCCACGGUUUACAACCCCAUCAUCUACGUCUUCAUGAACAAACAGUUUCAGAGCUGCCUGCUGAAGAUGCUGUGUUGCGGGUACCACUGCUGGGGGGCCCGAAAAAUCACUGCAACUGCCCCUGGCCCCCACAAGGGCAUCGCUGCUGAGGGGCUGCGGAACAAGGUGGCACCGGCUCAGCCUGUCUAA